Marchantia polymorpha subsp. ruderalis is the source of this 1171-nucleotide messenger RNA. The record is from the annotation of a GenBank genome assembly. Lineage: Eukaryota; Viridiplantae; Streptophyta; Marchantiopsida; Marchantiales; Marchantiaceae.
GUUUUAUUUACCCUUCUGAUUAUGCCCGACACUUGUAAGAAGAAAACACAUGGUCGAUGCAAGGAGCCUCAGAAAAUCUAUCAUCCGGAGUUACUUUUCGUCCGUGUGCCUUUCUCACAUGGGGUUUCGAAAGGCAGGGCUGAGGCGCUUUUGUGUUGCCUUAGGGUAGGCGUCAUAUUCCUCGGAGUGUCCUCAAGAGAUCCGCGUCCCGUGGACGAAGGAGUGAACAAGAAAGAAGCGUUGUAUGGGAGGGACAACUUGGAGUAGAAAGGCUGGUAACAACAGUACAGAUAUAAUACGGAUGGGCGUGCGAGAAUUUAACAACGACGAUUACACUUCUGUAGAGAAGGGCGAUGCGAAAAUUCCAGUAAUUUCUCAGGGCAAAGUGUCCAGAAACUCCUUUUUCAGAGAACGGGGUUUGACUGAAUUUUCUGCGCCACCAUGUCUGCUGCUUUCAAGCUUCCCCUCGAUCCAAAAAGGUCUGAAAAUAUCAUACACUCUCUUUCUUCCAAAACCUGCAAAGCCUGGUCCCAUGCCAUGCCAUGCUGAAAUGAGCAAAAGUGAUGGAUUCUAUUUUAUUGCAAGCGGACGAGAGGGAGCAGCACCGACUCUUGCUUCCAUCAAAUAUGACGGGAGGUCCGUCAUAAUCAGGAGGGCACGAGAUAGCGCAGCCGGGAGGUCUGUUCACGGAGCAAAACGAAGGGCAUAACAAUGAAAAAAUGGGUUUGUGCUAAAGGGGUAGAGGGAGCGAGGAGGGGGUGAUACGCCUCCAUGGCGUCCACGGAAUGGUCCUUGUCCAGAUAAGGCUCACGGCUGCCAAACUCAUAUCCUCCAAUGCCUUUCGCGGGCUCGCGACUCGGGGCCUCGGCAGCUCCCGAUAACCUCGGCUCGGCACCGGCUGCAGUAGGCUGCCCUCCAUCCGUGGUCCGCGCAUGUGCGCCUCUCGGGCCCCGGCUGGUGCCAACUUCCAACCCAACCUAGCCGAAGGCUCAGACAAUGUGCCGACGAUGGAACAGAAUUGACGAAAGCCUGGGCUUCGGGUUUUUUUCCUCACCUGCUGCUGCUGCUGUUGUCUUCUUAGGGCACCUUAGGGUUUAGUGAUGUCCCCUUGCCCGCAGCAGCAUUGGCCAGACCGCCCUCCUCCUCCUCCUCCUCCUCCCGCUACAACCAC